AUGCGAUACCUGGGCAUCGAUGUGCCUGACGUGAACACAUUUUUCAACAUGCUCGGGGGCGUGGACGCGCACGGGAACGUGAAAAUCGACAGAUGCGUCGAGAGUUGCAUGCGAUUGAGGGGUGAGGCCAAGAGCAUCCAACUGAAUCAGCUGCUGUACGAGGUGAAAAGCCUGGACUUGCAGGGUGUGUACUCGCAGGUCUCUGCGAUGAGGCACGACCUCAGCGUCGUCAUGGGCUUCUUCGAGGGCCUGAGCGCUGCCGCUCCCGGUGCCGAGGAGAGCGCGACGCCUGGCGAGAACGCCGGGCGGGCAAAGCCGAUAGCCGCUUUCCUCGCGGCUGCGGAUGCCGGCAUUGCUGCCGCGGUGCCACCGGACACGGCGACUCCGCCAACGAGCCCCGGCUCGGCGCCCGCCCCGCGGAGGAACGGCCAGAUGAGGUUCUGUGGUAGGCCGACGGCCGCGAGCCACAGUUGCCUGCCACUGCUGCCGUGA
This is a messenger RNA of Prorocentrum cordatum, 492 nucleotides long. NCBI's taxonomy places the organism in Eukaryota, Dinophyceae, Prorocentrales, Prorocentraceae. The record is from the annotation of a GenBank genome assembly.